AUGAACCCGAGCAAGAACGGUUCUUUCCCGAGCGAGCGCACACUUUAUGAAUACAGUGGUGAGGAGGCCCAACAUUAUGUAUCUAAGAUUUCUGGGCCUUUACUGGAUAGAAUAGAUUUGCAAGUAGCCGUACAGGCAGUUUCCUAUGAGCACCUGUCCAAGGAUCAGGUCAUUGAAACCAGUGAAACCAUUCUUAAGAGGGUCCAGGAAGUUAGAAAAAUACAACUUGAACGUUUUGAGAAUCAAGCCCAAUUAUUCCAUAAUGCGCAGAUGGGAACGCAUGAAAUCAAAAAAUUUUGUUCAUUGGAUUCAUCAGGACAGAAGGUGCUUGAAAUGGCCAUGAAGCGCUUAAAAUUUUCUGCACGGGCCUAUAAUAGAAUACUCAAAGUAGCACGAACCAUUGCAGACUUGGAUCAGUCUGAAGCGGUGUUAAGUGUUCAUGUAGCAGAAGCCAUUCAGUACAGGGGCAUGGAUAGAAUAAUUUCUUAA
This is a messenger RNA of Trichoplax adhaerens, 489 nucleotides long. RefSeq lists its product as uncharacterized. Bases 1 to 489 code for a protein of 162 amino acids. Lineage: Eukaryota; Metazoa; Placozoa; Uniplacotomia; Trichoplacea; Trichoplacidae. The transcript has a single exon. Gene Ontology annotation, molecular function: ATP binding. The record is from RefSeq and is a predicted model, not a curated record.